Molecule: messenger RNA, 4206 nt
Organism: Purpureocillium takamizusanense
Lineage: Eukaryota; Fungi; Ascomycota; Sordariomycetes; Hypocreales; Ophiocordycipitaceae
Exons: 10
Coding region: 1-4206 (1401 amino acids)
Biological process (GO): transmembrane transport
Cellular component (GO): membrane
Molecular function (GO): ATP hydrolysis activity; ATP binding; ABC-type transporter activity
Source: RefSeq, a predicted model, not a curated record
AUGAACGCAUCGACACCACUCUGCGCGCCCACGGCCGACGCCGCCUUCGGUCCCGCCGUCGGCGCCCCCUGCCGCGACGGCUUCGACUUCACCCUCGUCUUCGAGCAGUCCAUCUUUGUUCUCCUCCCCGCCGCGCUGCUCCUCGUCGCGGCGCCUCUGCGCCUCAGCCGACUCGUCAAGGCGCCCGUCUAUGUCGGCGCGCCGAGGCUGCGCGUCUCCAAGCUGACAGCCGCUGGCCUGCUCGCGGCCCUCCAGCUCGCCCUCGCGGGCCUGUGGGCGUCCGCCCCUCCGUCCGCGCCGCGUGCCGUCCAGGCCGUCUCCGUCGCUGCUGCAUGUGUGUCCAUGGCCUCGAGCCUCGUGUCGUGUCUCGUGUCGUACUUUGAACACGCCCGCUCCCCGCGGCCGUCGUCGCUCCUGAAUGUCUUCUUGCUCGUAUCUCUGCUCCUAGACGCGGCCCUGCUCCGCACCCUGUGGCUGCUGUCCCCGCGGUCCGUCGUCGGCCCGGCUGUCCGGCCCGUCUUCACCGCGUGUUUUGCGGUCAAGGCGGCGCUGCUCGGGCUCGAGGCCGUCGGCAAGGCGCGCCACCUGUUGCCGUCGUCGUCGUCGUCGUCGUCGUCGUCCAAUGGCGGUGCCGCCGCCGCCGCCGUGGGUCUCGGCCCCGAGCAGACGGCCGGCAUCUACGCCCGGGCCGUUCUCGCCUGGGUCGCCCCACUUCUCCGAACCGGCUUCCGGCGCCUGCUCCGGCCCGACGACCUGUUCGUCCUCGACGAGCAAAUGACCGCCGCGCACCUCAGCGAGCGGUUCCGGAGCGUCUGGGCGGCGCGCGGACCCGACGCAGGCAGCAACGCUUCUCGCAAGCACCGCCUCGUCGCCUCGUGUCUGCUCGCCCUGCGCUGGCCGCUGGCCGCCGUCGUCGCCCCGCGCCUCGUGCAGCUCGCCUUCACGAUAUGCCAGCCGCUCGUCCUCAACCGGCUCCUGCUCUUCCUCAACGACGAGGCGCAGCCAGACCGCGUCGGAUACGGCCUGAUCGGCGCCUACGGGCUCGUGUACGUCGGCAUCGCCGUCUCCCAGGCCCUGUACUGGCACCGCAACGGCCGCUUCGUCACCAUGCUGCGCGGCGUCCUCGUUUCCGCCGUCUUCGCCAAGGGUACCCAGGUCAGCGUCACGGCGGCGACGGAUGACGCGGCGGCAGUCACACUCAUGUCAUCAGAUGUCGAGGUGAUUGUGCGCGCUUUCAAAGAGAUCAACGAGUUUUGGGCCAAUUUCAUUCAAAUUGCCAUUGCAACCUGGCUACUGAGCAACCAGAUCGGGUAUGCCUCUGCAGGGCCCAUCAUCGUAUCCUUGGUCGCUCUUUUGGCCACCGUCGCCGUCUCGCCCAUGGCCAAGAAGUAUCGCGUCAGAUGGCUCGAGAAAACACAAAAACGAGUGGGCAAGUACGGCCAGAACCAGACCUACCGCAAUGCACUGACAUCAAGCCAAGGAAUCACAUCCGCCAUGAUCGGGCACAUCAAGGGCAUCAAAAUGCUGGGCCUCGCGCAGCAGCUCUCCACCACCAUCGCCGCCCUGCGCGUGGAAGAAAUCAAGGCCUCCAGGCCCUUCCGGGUCAUUGGCAGCAUCACUUCCGCAGUGGCCCAGGUCCCGCUGCUCCUCGCGCCGCCGGUCGCCUUUGCCAUGUUUCAAGGCGUCGCGGCGCAGACGGGCGAGGUGCUGGACGCCACCAAGCUCUUCUCUGCGCUGUCCUUCAUCAUCCUGCUGGCGCAACCGCUCUUCUGGAUGUUCGAGGUCGUGCUUGACCUGAGCGCGGCUUUUGGUGCCUUUGAGCGAAUACAAACGUUUCUCAUCGAGCAGGCGCGUGCAGAGCAUCGAGAUGUUGGCGCGGCGCACAUGGUGGGUGGGAUGCUGCGAAAGCAAGGAAGCGACCAAAUCGAGAUGCAACGGCUGCGCGGCGGCACAGCAUCCAUCGGGCUGUCGUCCAAGAAUAUUCAAGCUGCCGUGUCAGUUCACAACGCGAGCUUUGGCUGGGCCGCCAACAAGAUGGUCCUCAAUGGCCUCGACUUCAGCCUAGAGUGUGGACAGUUUGCUAUAAUUGUCGGGCCGGUCGCGUCUGGCAAGUCAACGCUUCUCAAGGGUCUUCUAGGGGAGGUGCCUACUACCAGUGGGAGCAUCGCAUUGCCUGCAGGCAGACUUUCGUGGUGCGAUCAAACCCCCUGGAUCCUGAACCAGACCAUCCGUGACAACAUCAUAGGCUACUCCCCUGCCGAUGACGACCUCCUGUACCAGGAGGUAAUCAGAGCCUGCGAACUAGAGAAGGAUCUGACCCAGCUCCCGCACGGCGACCUGACUGUGGUCGGAAGCAACGGCCUCGCACUGAGCGGUGGCCAGAAGCAGCGAGUGACGCUUGCCAGGGCAGUAUAUUCGAGACCACAGAUUGCCUUGUUCGACGACAUCUUCAGCGGUCUCGACGGCCGCACGGCGGGGAGAAUCUUCGCCAACUUGUUCAGUCGGACUGGCCUACUGAGGAAAUGGGGCACGACGAUUUUGCUUGCAACUCAAUCAGUAAACUUCUUGGAGUCUGCUGACUUGAUCAUCUCCUUGUCUCCAGAGGGCCGAGUCUCCGAGCAGGGGACAUUCGGCACCCUCAGCGUCGACAGCGGCUACGUCGCGAGCCUGCUCUCGACGAAGCCUGAGCCCCUCGCGCCCAGCAUGUCCAACAACUCUGACGCUGCUGAAAGCACGGAGCCCGACGAAGCUAAUAAAAAGACGGAGUACAAAACUAAGGCAGUCUCCGAACAGAGAGACGCGCGGAGACGGCUUGGCGAUUCGACCGUGUACCGCUACUACUUUGGCAGCAUAGGCGUCACGUUCCUCGUCGUUCUUGUCGCCCUCGAAAUUGGCUGGGCCUUUCUCCAGAGCUUCCCUGUUGUGUGGCUCAACUUCUGGGUCGAGGCCAUGGCAGAGGGUCGGACGGGCUACUACCUCGGCAUAUACGCCGCGCUGCAGCUCAUUGGCGUGAUCUGGUUUGCGGCACUCAUCUGGUUUUCGCAAGACAUCGGCAUGGUAGACAACAACCUCCCUCUGGCCCUCGUAGUAACCCUCGCAAGCUUCUUCGUGGUCCUCGCCAGGGCCGGCCUCCUCGCCGCCUCGUCCUACUACGUCGCCAUCAGCUUCCCCUUCCUCGGCGUCCUCUACUUCUACCUGCAGCGCGGCUACCUGCGCACCUCGCGGCAGCUGCGCUUCCUGGACCUCGAGCAAAAGGCCCCGCUGUACACGCAGUUCCUCGAGACCCUCGCCGGGCUCGCCACGCUGCGCGCCUUCGGCUGGUCCGGUGCCGCCGUCGCGCGCAACCACGCCCUCGUCGACGCCUCGCAGCGGCCCUUUUACCUCCUCGUCAUGGUGCAGCGUUGGCUCGUCCUCGUGCUCGACCUCGUCACCGCCGCGCUCGCGCUCCUCGUCGUGGGCUUCGCCGUGCGCCUGCGCGGAUCCGUCUCCGUGGGGCUGACGGGCGUGUCGCUCGUCCAGCUCAUCUCCCUCAGCGAGACGCUCAACAUGCUCAUCCAGUUCUGGACCUCCAUAGAGACCUCCAUCGGUGCGGUGGCCCGCAUCAAGCAGUUCGCCGAGGACACGCCCGAGGAGAGCUCUCCGGGGGAGAACCUCGAGCCCCCCGAGGCGUGGCCGGCAAGGGGCCAUGUCGUCAUUUCCAAUCUCUCAGCUUCGUACGAGACUGAUGCCGAUGUACAGGCGUUGAGUGAUGUCAGUCUAGAGAUUCUCGCCGGCGAAAAGGUAGCCAUCUGUGGACGAACAGGGAGCGGCAAGUCCUCACUCCUACUCGUCAUCCUCCGCCUCCUUGACCCCUGCCACGGGAGCAUCACCAUCGACUCCCAGCCGCUGGCCCGCAUCCCGCGCGACACGGUCCGCACGCGCCUCAUCACCGUCGCCCAGGACCAGUUCGUCCUCCCCGGCACUGUGCGGCACAACAUCGACCCCCUCAGCAAGUACAGCGACGACGCCAUCUCGGCCGCCCUCUCCGCCGUGGCGCUCUCGCACGUCGUCGAGGAGCGCGGCGGGCUCGACGCGCCCUUUGGCGAGGACGUCUUCAGCCAUGGGCAGAGGCAGCUUUUCUUCGUGGCGCGCGCUGUGCUGAGGAAGAAGGUGGGCAGGCUGGUCUUGCUGGACGAGGCGAUGAGCAGGCAGGCCGGGAUUCCAUGA